Myripristis murdjan (pinecone soldierfish) is the source of this 723-nucleotide messenger RNA. It is a transcript of the gene mrpl35, whose product is annotated as mitochondrial ribosomal protein L35. Gene Ontology annotation, biological process: translation. The record is from RefSeq and is a predicted model, not a curated record. NCBI's taxonomy places the organism in Eukaryota, Metazoa, Chordata, Actinopteri, Holocentriformes, Holocentridae. Gene Ontology annotation, molecular function: structural constituent of ribosome. Bases 51 to 578 code for a protein of 175 amino acids. The transcript has 4 exons. Gene Ontology annotation, cellular component: ribosome; mitochondrion.
GCGACGGUGUACUUUUUGUCCUAACAGUCCUCCGUCGUCGCACAUAAAACAUGGCGGCCGCCCUAGCGAGGAAGGUGCCCGGGCUGCUGAGGCCGCUCGCUCUGUGCGCCAGGGCUGCACGGCUCUGCCCGCCCGCCUCCUUCAGCCGCCCCCCUCCGGUCCACACAGCUGCUGCCUGUCCGCCGGUCUGGGCCCCUCUGACGGCCAGACUGUGUCAGCCACCGCGGCAGAGCAUCCUGCAGCGGGUGUCGGCGCUUAUUCCCAGCAUGACUCAGCAGACCACCAGAAACCUGACAUAUUACAGCGUGAAGAAGGGGAAGAGGAAAUCGGUGCGAGCUGUGAAACAGAGGUUCUUGAGGCUGCAUUGUGGCCUCUGGGUCAGACGCAAGGCUGGAUACAAGAAGAAACUGUGGAAGAAGCUGCCAGCCAGACGGAAGCGCCUGAGGGAGCAUGUAUUUUGUAACAAAACACAGUCUAAGCUUUUGGAUAAAAUGACAACUUCCUUCUGGAAAAGGAGGAAUUGGUACCUCAAUGAUCCAUACUUAAAGUACCACGAUCGAGUCAAUCUGAAGCCUUAAUUGCUGAUUAAUGUACGGUAUUUUGUUCUUGUUGGAAUAUAAUGUAUUAAAGUUGUAUGUCUCUGAAGUGGUUUUGUUAUACGUCACUUUGUUGAAUUUGAAAGAACUUGAAUUAUCAUCCUCAGUAAAAGCCUUCACACAACUU